Messenger RNA from Penicillium daleae, 1455 nucleotides. RefSeq names its product glycoside hydrolase family 1 protein. NCBI's taxonomy places the organism in Eukaryota, Fungi, Ascomycota, Eurotiomycetes, Eurotiales, Aspergillaceae. The record is from RefSeq and is a predicted model, not a curated record. Gene Ontology annotation, molecular function: beta-glucosidase activity. Gene Ontology annotation, biological process: carbohydrate metabolic process. Bases 1 to 1455 code for a protein of 484 amino acids. The transcript has 4 exons.
AUGGCGACUGAUUCUCCUGCCAACCCAUUGCCCAGCGACUUUGAAUGGGGCUUCGCGACAGCUGCCUAUCAAAUUGAAGGAGCUGUCAAUGAAGAUGGUCGGGGAAAGUCAAUCUGGGAUACCUUCUGCCACCUGGAGCCAACACGGACAAAGGGUGACAGCGGCGAUAUUGCAUGCGACCACUACCAUCGCUUUGAGGAGGACUUUGACCUUCUGUCCAAGUAUGGCGCGAAAGCAUACCGUUUCUCUAUCUCGUGGUCGCGAAUCAUCCCAAUGGGUGGAAGAAACGACGCAGUAAAUGAAAAGGGCAUUGCGUUCUACAGUCAAAUGAUUGAUUCUUUGCUAAAAAGAAAUAUCGUACCUUGGGUCACACUCUACCAUUGGGAUCUGCCUCAAGCUCUCCAUGACAGAUAUGGAGGUUGGCUCAAUGUGGAAGAGUCACAGCUGGAUUUUGAGCGCUUUGCAAAGGUCUGCUAUGAGCGAUUCGGAGAUCGAGUCAAGAACUGGAUUACUCUGAAUGAACCUUGGAUUGUUUCCAUCUUUGGCUAUGCUACUGGUGGAAAUGCUCCAGGAAGAAGCAGCAUCAAUCCCCAGUCUACUGAGGGUAACUCUGCGACGGAGCCUUGGAUUGUUGGCAAGGCUCUGAUCAUGAGCCAUGCUCGCGCAGUCGCCCUCUACAACAAGGAAUUCCGAGCAGCACAGAAUGGGAGAAUCGGAAUCUCUUUGAACGGAGACUUCUAUGAGCCCUGGGACGCGCAAGACGAACGUGAUCACCAGGCUGCGGAGCGACGUAUGGAGUUCCACAUCGGAUGGUUUGCCAAUCCAGUCUGCCUGGCACAAGACUACCCCACCUGCAUGAGAGAACAGCUGGGUGAUCGUCUGCCUGAGUUCACAGAAGCCGACUUUGCUCUGCUUCGUGAAGCAGAGAUGGACUUUUACGGAAUGAACUACUACACUUCCCAAUUUGCACGUCACCGUGACGGGCCAGCUUCCGAGACUGACUGUCUUGGAAAUGUGGAAGAGUUCCAAGAAAACAAAGAGGGUCUAUCAGUCGGUGAGCCGUCAGGUGUUCACUGGCUACGCUCGACUCCUAAGUUGUUUCGGAAGCAUCUGACACGGGUUUACCGUAAAUAUGGAAAGCCUAUCUAUGUCACUGAAAAUGGAUGUCCUUGCCCCGGUGAAGAUAAGAUGACUGUUGAAGAGGCAGUGAACGAUACAUACCGAAUCCGGUACUUCGAGGAUCAUAUUGACGCUGUCGCGCUAGCACGCAGCGAGGAUGGCUCUGAUAUCAAGGGAUAUUUUGCCUGGUCGUUGAUGGACAAUCUAGAAUGGUCCGAUGGCUACGGGGUUCGAUUUGGCGUUACUUUCACCGAUUACAACACCCUUGCAAGAACCCCGAAACAGUCUGCACUGCUCUUGAAAGGAAUGUUUGAGAAACAGAUGGCUCCCUCCUAG